UCCUGUCGCCAAUAUCACCCACAUUGAGCCUCCGCUUGGUUGGCUAGUGCCGAUUAUUCCGAUACUUGUGCCUACUUUGUACCCGCUCACCCAGGCAGGAUUUCUGGGUACGUCUACAGGACUGCGGGAGCUUCUUUCGGCGGCAUGCAACAUAAUCAUUAACCCCAUCUGUUCCAAUUCCUUCACGUUAACCGCAUUUGCCAGUCCGGAACAAUUCAACAAGACAAGAGCGCCUGUCUACGUAGGUCACUUUCCCACCGGAUCGACCAUGCAAAACUUUCUGCACUUUUAUCAGAUUUACGAGGCGAAAAACCUGGUGAUGUUCGACUACGGAAUAUCGGAAAAUCGUCAGCGAUAUGGCCAGGACACGCCACCAGCGUACCCGAUGGAGCGCAUAAGAUUGCCAAUCGCGUUGUUCCCGUCGCCAGGAGACACGCUUGCGACCCCAGCCGACGUCUCAGACCUGGUUGACAGACUCGGCGAAAACGUUGUCUUCGAGCACGUGGUUCCGGUGCCCAAUUUCCGCCACGUGGAUUUUGUGACCGGCUAUAGGGCGAACGACAUCUUGCACAACGUCGCCAUUGAUCUUAUGCGGAAAUACGCCGCUGAAGGUCGUUGAAGAGGCACUCAAGAGGAAAAUAUAUUGGACCUGUUUAUAAAAACACAAAGAAAGAUAGUCUGCAUUAUGGUUAAAAAGCCCAGGGAUUAAUUUAUCAAGUUUGCUGAACUUUCCCUGAGGUACUACUGUCCAAAGAGAAGAAAAUGCUUUGACUUUUUACACGUCACAGUGACGUAGCAGAGCUGGAAUUCCGGCGCCAAACAUAAAAAUGAAACUGUGACUCUCGUUUUCUCUUCUAGUAGUAAAUGGAUUGCUACAUUAUUAAGAGAAAUAAAACUU
Molecule: messenger RNA, 898 nt
Organism: Dermacentor andersoni
Lineage: Eukaryota; Metazoa; Arthropoda; Arachnida; Ixodida; Ixodidae
Product: lysosomal acid lipase/cholesteryl ester hydrolase-like
Source: RefSeq, a predicted model, not a curated record